Mangifera indica (mango) is the source of this 1100-nucleotide messenger RNA. RefSeq lists its product as uncharacterized. Lineage: Eukaryota; Viridiplantae; Streptophyta; Magnoliopsida; Sapindales; Anacardiaceae. The transcript has a single exon. The record is from RefSeq and is a predicted model, not a curated record. The coding region runs from base 384 to 929 and encodes 181 amino acids.
AGAUUUCGUAAACCAUAACUCAAAACCAUUUCCUUCCGUUUGUUUCUUUGGCACUUCAAACACUAGCAAAGCAGAAAACUCAAUUACCAAUUCACAGAAUAUAUUGUCAACAAUCUCCUUCAGCCUUUAGGGAUUUGACAUACUCCAUUCCUUUAUGAUUUUGCCUUUUUUCUUUUCUUUUUUUUAUAUUGUUAUCACAAUCCCAACAAUUUUUUGAUUCCUUCCCACUUCAAUCCUUGGCUUUUCUUCUUGAAGAAGGCAUUGGCAUCUUUUUUCUUCUAAUUGUAUUUAUAUCUCUCGCUCUCUCUUCUGGGAUCUUGUUUUCUUUGACGAUUGUAACAGACAACACCAAAUCGCCACAAAGCUCAGCACCCAAAACAGCCAUGAAGGUUUACCCCGUGCCCACAAAGAAGAGAAACAACAUUACCAUUCAAUAUUAUGGUAAUAACAAUAACAAUUUGAGAAACCCACAAAAUCUCUCAAUUGGGUUUCACAAGAAGCUCCGUCGCUUGCCUCAUAUCUUUACUCGGGUUCUUGAGCUUCCUUUCAGGUCCGAUGCUGACGUGGCUGUCGAGGAGAAGCCGGAUUGCUUCAAGUUCGUUGCCGAGACUGAUGGUUUCGGCGAAGUGAGGGCUCAUAUGAUCCAAAUUCAUCCUGGGGUUACUAAAAUCGUUGUUAGGCCAAAUGGGUCUGUGCAGUUGUCAUCGUUGGAUGAGUUGGAGCUGGAUAUGUGGCGGUUUCGGCUUCCAGAGACGACCCGACCUGAAUUGGCGAGUGCGGUUUAUGUGGAUGGGGAGCUGAUAGUGACAGUGCCGAAAGGUGGGGGCUUGGAGAGUCUGGAAGAGAGAGAGGGCGGUGGUCGUGGCGGUGGUGAAAACGGGGAUUUUAGAGGAGGUAUGGGAAACAAUAGGCUUGUGCUUGUACAGUGAUAUAUAGUGAUCUUGUUUGUGCUUUAAUUAUGUUUAUGGAACUUUUUAAUGUGGAACUUUAGCCUGCAAGUUUAGUAUGGCUUUUUAUGGUUAAUUUUGCUUCAAUGAAUCGGAAAUGUUGUUUUUUUCGCAUGAUAAUGGCAAUGGAAAUGAAGAUGGUUCUUCAGUUUA